Messenger RNA from Anthonomus grandis grandis, 1343 nucleotides. RefSeq names its product protein PRRC1-B-like. The record is from RefSeq and is a predicted model, not a curated record. Lineage: Eukaryota; Metazoa; Arthropoda; Insecta; Coleoptera; Curculionidae. Gene Ontology annotation, biological process: activation of protein kinase A activity. Gene Ontology annotation, molecular function: protein kinase A regulatory subunit binding. The coding region runs from base 117 to 1172 and encodes 351 amino acids. The transcript is spliced from 7 exons. Gene Ontology annotation, cellular component: cytoplasm.
UCAAAUGUGACAUUGACAGUGACACGCAGCUGUUUAUGUAGGCAAAUUUUCGACGAAAAAAACCAAAGUAAAUAAAUAAAAAAAGGCUUUCUUGUUUCGCCAAUAAACCCCCAAAAAUGGACAAAGACGACUCCAACGGUUCCUCGUUCGAAAUUGUGGACAAAAAAGCGGUGGAACAAGCGAACAACGGCGAUAAAAGUGGCACAUUGAGCACCGUAUCGUCCCCCUAUUCGGUGACUUCUCCGGGUAGUGUAAGCCUUUCAACGGGAAAUUUACUAUCAAACGUAGGGCCACCCUCGUCUUUACCAGAUUUCACUUUAUGGUCAUCAUCGAGCCCCAGCAGUGCCGCUGAUGCCCCAAAACCAGAAGUAACCGCUGUCACGGCGGCUCCAGUACUUAUUAACCCUUUUCCAACCACACAGUUCAGUGCAGCGAUUCCGCCCAAUAAAGGUGUACCCCAAGAAGCGACCGCUUCACAACCGAAAGCGACGUCGCAGCCCCCGGAGGCGGAACCGGUGGCCCCAAACAGUUUCUUAGGCAUGUUCAAGGGGGCCUUAUCGAGCCAAAUGGUGACGAAAAUGGUCGAAAAGGCCAAAAGUUCGGUCGAUUCGAUCAUCACCACCUUGGACCCGCAAAUGAGUGAAUAUAUUAAUUCCGGUGGGGAUUUGGAGAUAACGGUUGCCUCAGAAGAGGAGGAUCUCGUUAGCGGUGUGAGGGAGGCGGCCCAUGCCGUUUUUGGGAAAGCUUGGGUCAAUGGGAUAAGGUUGGGUACUAGUGUGCAACAGUCUCAGGCCAUCGGGUUUGAUGCUGGACUAGUUAUAGCCGAGGAGAGAAUAGAUUAUUCUAUGAAGUUUAGGAAGACGCCCACAGUUGCCUUCGAGAAUAUUCUGGUGAAAAAGCGGAAGAGUUGGUUCGAUAUGAGUCUGUUGGUGCUGAAAGACGAAGAACACGAUAUAAACGUUCACAUACUGUCUCAGUCAAUUCCGGUUCCCGUAGAGAAGAUUAUUGGGAAAGAAGUGGCUGAAAUUGAUGUAGAGCAAAAAUUAGCCGAGAAUUUAAAGGCAAUUCCCGGUUGGCAAGAAGAAGUUUCAGGCCUAACGAAGAAAGAAAUAUUUAAUUUUGCCUCGAGGGUUUUAUUUAAAGUUUAUAAGGACCGACUGAGUCAGCUGUAGUUGUCCGUAACUUAACAACCGUUCCCUAUAACAUUUAUUCAAGUAUUAAGUAGGAAAUCUCAUGUAUUUUUUUAUUUUAAAGGAUUGUAUAUAAGUUUUAUUGUUUACUGUAUAUAUUAUCCUAGUUGUAGAUGUUAAGAUUAUAUUCUAUUAAAGCCAUAUCUAGUAAUG